Paramecium sonneborni is the source of this 929-nucleotide messenger RNA. The record is from the annotation of a GenBank genome assembly. Lineage: Eukaryota; Ciliophora; Oligohymenophorea; Peniculida; Parameciidae.
AUGCAAAUUUGGUCAAGAAUUUAAAGAAUUGUUACUUAAUUGAAGGAGAAGUGUUUAAGUCUAAUAAAAACACCUGAUCCUUUAUAAGGCUUAAUAGAUUAACUAAAAGAUACUAAUUAAAUGGAUGAUUUAUACUAAGAUAUAAAUAAAAAAUUGGAUGAACUUUAAUUGGAAAGUGAAGAAAAGUCUGAAAUAAAAAUUGAAGAAAAUUAAAUAUCAUAAGUAAAUGAAGAUUAUGAAAUUGCAAUAAAAUAAGGUAUUAAAAAUUUUUAAUAUAGUGUAUUUAAUUUUGACAAAAAAAUAAAAGGAGUUUUACAAGUUGAUAAGUGAAUCGGAUUAUAAAAAAGUUUUAACAGCUCUUAAAACACAAUAGUAUUAUAGAUUAAAACCACUUGUUUGGUUAAAUGAUGAAGUAAGUAAAAUGAAUAUUUCGUUAGAUUAUAAAUAAUUUUACAAAACUAUUAGACUUCGAUAAUGGUACUGUAAUAUUGAACUCUUAUUAAUUUGAUUUAUUAAUCAAAGCAGAUGAUAUUAAAUUUAAGAGAAUCGCAUCAAGGGCUAAGAUAAAUUAAAAUACAAAAUAUAUUUUAGCUCCUUUUAAUUAAAAUAAUGUUCAUUGGUAUACAUUUUAAAUUGACUUUGAAUAAUAUGUUGUAACUAUAUAUGACAGUAUGACCAGAAGUAAUUAUCCUUAAUUAUUUCAUGAAAUUCUUGAACUUGCAUAGAGAAUAAAGUUUCAUGAAUAUGAACUUAGAGUUGGAUAUUGCCCUUAGUAAAGGAAUACUCAUGAUUGUGGAGUUUUUACUCUAAAAAAUAUAUGGAUAUUAUCAAAAUAUCCAAAAGCAAAGUUGAAAAGUUACUAUGAUUAGUCAACAAUAUUUUAUGAUAGAAUACAAAUAUGUCAUUCCUUAUUGCAAUAAAAAAUAUGA